AUGGAGGACACCAAGAAGGCGUCUGAGAAGACGAAGCCCGACAUGAGGCGCGUGACGACGGCGGAGAUGGCGCGGCACUGCGGCGAGGGCGACGUGUGGGUGGCCGUGCAGGGGAAGGUCUACGACGUCACGGCCUGGCUGCCGCACCGCCAGGGCGGGGACCUCCCGCUGCUGAGCCUGGCCGGGCAGGACGUCACCGACGCCUUCGUCGCCUACCACCUGGCCUCCGCGUGGCGGGUGCUCGACCGCUACCGCGUCGCCACGCUCUCCGACUACGCCGUCUCCGAGGUCUCCCGCGACUACCGCCGCCUCGUCGCCGAGUUCGCCAGGGCGGGCCUCGACCGCAAGGGCCACGGCUGCGCCGCCUCGCUCUGCGCCAUGGCGGCGCUAAUGGCCGGCGCCGUCUGGCUCGUCUUUGCCACCACGAGCGUGGCCGCGCACAUGGCGGCCGCCGUCAUGUUGGGCUUCCUGUGGAUGCAGUCGGGCUUCCUCGGCCACGACUCGGGCCACUACGUGGUGAUGCGGACCGGCGUCCUGAACCGCGCCGUGCAGCUGGGGGCGGGCAACUGCGUCGCCGGCAUCAGCAUCGGGUGGUGGAAGCGCAACCACAACGCGCACCACAUCGCGUGCAACAGCCUCGACCACGACCCGGACGUGCAGCACAUGCCGCUCUUCGCCGUCUCGCCGCGCCUCUUCGCGUCCCUCACCUCCGCCUUCUACCGCCGCGCGAUGCGCUUCGACGCCGCGGCGCGCCUCGUCAGCUACCAGCACUGGACAUUCUACCCGGUCAUGUGCGUGGCGCGCGUCAACCUCUUCGCGCAGUCGCUGCUGCUGCUGCUGUUCAUCCGGACGACGCGCGUGCCGGGGCGGCUCGCGGAGCUCGCGGGCCUCGCCGUGUUCUGGGUGUGGUACCCGUGGCUGGUGUCCCGGCUGCCCGGCGGCGCUCCCGAUCGAGCGCGCCGCCUUCGUGCUGCUCAGCUUCGCCGUCACGGCGAUCCAGCACGUGCAGUUCUGCCUGAACCACUUCUCGGCGGGGACGUACGUGGGGCGGCCCCGCGGCGACGACUGGUUCAGAAGCAGACGCGGGGCACGCUGGACGUGGCCUGCCCGCCGUGGAUGGACUGGUUCCACGGCGAGCUGCAGUUCCAGGUGGAGCACCACCUGUUCCCGCGGCUGCCACCUCCGGCGCGUGGCGCCCCUGGUGCGCGACCUCUGCCGCAAGCACGGACUGCCCUACGAGCGCUGCGGCUUCUGGGAGGCCAACGUGCGCACGCUGCGGACGCUGCGCGAUGCCGCCAUGCAGGCGCGCGCGGUCACCGCCGGCGGCUCGGGCCCCGGGCCCAAGAACCUCGUAUGGGAGGCCGUCAACACCCUUGGCUGAUUUAUUUUAUUAUUUGA
Messenger RNA from Miscanthus lutarioriparius, 1398 nucleotides. The record is from the annotation of a GenBank genome assembly. Lineage: Eukaryota; Viridiplantae; Streptophyta; Magnoliopsida; Poales; Poaceae.